This is a messenger RNA of Rhododendron vialii, 1329 nucleotides long. RefSeq names its product heme oxygenase 1, chloroplastic. The record is from RefSeq and is a predicted model, not a curated record. Gene Ontology annotation, molecular function: heme oxygenase (decyclizing) activity. NCBI's taxonomy places the organism in Eukaryota, Viridiplantae, Streptophyta, Magnoliopsida, Ericales, Ericaceae. The transcript has 4 exons. Gene Ontology annotation, biological process: phytochromobilin biosynthetic process; heme oxidation. The coding region runs from base 180 to 1031 and encodes 283 amino acids.
CCUAGAUACUGUACCCCUCGCUUUGGCUUCAAGGGUACGUGAACAGCCAUCCCAAGCCAUCCUCUCUCUCUCUCUCCGUCACUCUUCUCUUCUCCCACCCAACACCCUUCCGCUGUCCUGUCCCUCUUCUCACUCCAAUAAACCCAACAAAGUCAAAACACUCUUCCUUAUAACCAACUAUGUCUUCUCUCACACCCAUCUCUCAAUCCCAACCCCUCUUCACCAAAACCCAACUCAGAAAACCCCCCAGCACCCCCAUCAUGGUCUUCCCGAACCCCAAUCCUGCCGCCAAAUCUUCCUCCGUUGGCGGCCCUUCGGCGACGAGGGCGAAGAUGAAUACGGCGGUGGUGGUGAAGGCAGCGGCGGCGGCGACGGCGGCGAAGAAGCGGUACCCGGGCGAGGCGAAGGGGUUUGUUGAGGAGAUGAGGUUUGUGGCGAUGAAAUUGCACACGAGGGAUCAAGCCAAGGAGGGGGAAAAGGAGGCUGAGGGCCCGCCGAUGGCGAAGUGGGAGCCCAGUGUUGAUGGGUACUUGAGGUUUCUUGUGGACAGUAAGUUGGUGUUUGAGACGCUUGAGGGGAUUGUGGAAAGACCUGCUUUUCCUGAAUAUGCUGAGUUCAGGAACACUGGACUAGAAAGGUCAGAAAGUCUGGCAAAAGAUUUGGAAUGGUUUAAAGAGCAAGGUCAUACUAUUCCUGAACCGUCAUCUCCUGGUGUUACCUAUGCUAAUUACCUUCGGGAAUUAUCGGAGAAGGAUCCCCAAGCAUUCAUCUGUCACUUCUACAAUAUUUACUUUGCCCACACCGCUGGUGGUCGAAUGAUCGGGAAAAAGGUAGCUGAAAAGAUACUAAACAAGAAGGAACUGGAAUUCUACAAGUGGAAUGGUGACCUUUCCCAACUGUUGCAAAAUGUGAGGGAUAAGCUGAAUAGAGUUGCUGAGAGCUGGACUAGAGAGGAAAAGAACCAUUGUUUGGAAGAAACGGAGAAGUCAUUCAAGUUCUCAGGAGAUAUCCUCCGUUUGAUAUUGUCAUGAUGCGCAAAUAGUGCUGCUGGUUGUUUACUUCUGCAAGUAAUGGGGGCGAGCUCUAACAUUUAUUCGUACUCACAAGUGUUUCAUCUUCUCCUCCUGCUGUUGUUUAUUUUCAAUUGUGCAUAAGCAGAACUUCAUUCAAGGUAUGAAAGUGUCAGCUUCGGAAAGUCAUAACAUCUAAUUGUUCCGAUUCUUAUGGUUACUUUCGGAGCGCUAAUGUCCGUGUAAUUAUCUUUGAUAAUGAUGUUUAUUUUUACCUUGAUCUAGAGCAUUUCAUUUGAAAGACGAAUCUUUUCCUCUC